This is a messenger RNA of Nelumbo nucifera (sacred lotus), 2634 nucleotides long. RefSeq names its product tubby-like F-box protein 3. The record is from RefSeq and is a predicted model, not a curated record. NCBI's taxonomy places the organism in Eukaryota, Viridiplantae, Streptophyta, Magnoliopsida, Proteales, Nelumbonaceae.
AUCCAUCUGCAUCACGAUAUUAUCCGUCGCGGCCGAUCCAAAGGGAACAGACAGGUCGAUUUGCAGAAGCAAACCCUAAUCUCUCUCUCUCUCUCUCUCGCGCGCGCGCGCGCGCUACUUUUUGCAAUCUAGCCGUGAACAUAAACACUUCUGACUGUUACGGAAAAUUUUCCACAAAAGAGAGCUGGGUUUCCCUCCUUUUUUUUCUGUUUCUUUUGUGUUAUUUGGUGGAGAAAUCUGCAGCUGGGAGUGCAGAUUUGAUGCUUUUGAGCUCGAGGAAGGUGAAGAAUAUUUGGGGUUAAUUUAUCUUUUACAUUUUGGGAUUUCGUUUGAUGCUUUGAAUUUACGGAUCCGUGUAAAUAACCUUAAAUCUGUUGCUUUUUCAACCUAAGUUGAAGCUUCCAAGGAACGGAUCUCGGAGGUAAUUCGGUGAUCCUUUGGGAAGAAGAUUUAAGCGGCUGAGUCCACGGCCAGCGCUUCCUCUUCCUGUUGUGGCUAUUUGCUUUAUCAGCUCUUUGAUAGGCUGUUCUGCAAUUAGCGCGUGUGAUUUCGUCAUUUUGUAGAAGAGCUUAUGAUUAUAGUCUGUUAUUUCCAUUGAAGGUAGUGUUGUUUUAAGGAUUUUGACGCUUCUAAUCGUCGGAGAUUCGCUCUUAUCUGUUUCUGUGUAAUUAGUAAGUUUCUCGUUUGUAAGCUCUGAAGGGUACUUUUUGUUUUUUUUUCUGGAUAAUGCUUGGGGGAUUGAAAACAACCUGAGUCGAUAAGGAUUUGGAGGGAUUGGAAUUCCGUAGAUGUCUUGUUAAUGUUGUUUUGACUUGUGAAGAAGUGGGAAGCAAGUGAUGUCUCUCAAGAGUAUUAUUCAGGACAUGAAGGGGGAGAUCGGUAGCAUUUCAAGGAAGGGUUUUGAAGUUAAGCUGGGUUAUGGGUUGAGAUCGAGGUCACAUCGAGUGGUUCAGGAUUCUUCGGUUCUUAUCGACGCCAUGAAGCAGAGUUGUUGGGCUAACAUGCCGCAGGAGCUACUGAGGGACGUGCUGAUGAGGAUAGAAGAGUCAGAAGGUGCCUGGCCCCUUCGGAAACACGUUGUUGCUUGUGCUGGGGUUUGCAGGAGUUGGAGGGAAAUCACAAAAGAGAUCGUGAAGACUCCUGAAGUUUCCGCCAAGCUGACAUUUCCGAUCUCCCUGAAGCAGCCUGGCCCUAGAGACUCCGUCCUCCAAUGUUUUAUAAAACGGAAUCGCACCACCCAAACAUAUCAUCUCUACCUUGGCCUAUCUCAAGCACUAACUGAUAAUGGCAAGUUCCUUCUUGCUGCACGCAAAUGUCGACGUCCAACAUGCACAGACUACAUCAUCUCCUUAUAUGCUGAUGAUAUGUCAAAGGGGAGUGGGACCUACAUUGGGAAGUUGAGGUCCAACUUUUUGGGGACCAAAUUUACCAUAUACGAUGCACAGCCUCCUCAUGCUGGGGCUAGAGUUACAAAAAGCCGCUCCACUCGGUUAGUGGGUUUGAAACAGGUCUCUCCAAGAAUCCCUGCUGGCAACUAUCCCGUAGCACACAUUUCUUAUGAGCUGAAUGUUUUGGGUUCUAGGGGUCCAAGGAGAAUGCAGGUUAUAAUGGAUUCCAUUCCAGCUUCUGCAAUUGAACCAGGAGGUGUGGCCCCGACACAGACUGAAUUCCCACUUAGCAACAUUGAUUCCUUCCCAUCACUUCCAUUCUUCAGAUCAAAAUCAGCCCGCACAGAGAAUUUCCAAUCAGGACCUUUGGCUACCCCAAAGGAAGGAUCAUUGGUUUUAAAAAACAAGGCUCCUAGGUGGCAUGAGCAGCUCCAAUGCUGGUGUCUUAACUUCCGUGGGCGUGUGACAGUUGCUUCUGUGAAGAAUUUUCAACUGGUAGCUUCUCCUGAGAAUGGACCAGCAGGACAAGAGCACGAGAAGGUCCUCCUCCAGUUUGGUAAAGUGGGAAAGGAUUUAUUCACCAUGGAUUACCGGUAUCCCAUUUCUGCUUUCCAGGCAUUUGCUAUCUGUCUCAGCAGCUUUGACACCAAGAUUGCUUGUGAAUGACAAACAGUGGAGUGUUUGAACAUCUAUUAUGGGCUUGAGCAUUAUAACAGAGUUCACUGGGUAUGUACCAGUAGUGUGGAUGUUGCUGGAGAAAGUUUAAUACAAAGCUACUGGUUGGCGGAACUGGUCUCCAAUUGCCAAUUUGCGUUUUGUAUGUUGUAUAGUUUUUGUUUUUAUUGUUUGUGUACAUAACAGCCAUUCUGAAGAUGAGGUAUACAUGUCCUGGCAUUUGGUUACUGCAAAUCAUUUUCAAAUCCUGUGAAACUGAAACAUGAACGCCUGAGUUCCAAUUUAUAGUCCGAGGUGUACUGGACAAAAUCAAAAUGGCGGUGUUGAGCCAUGGUUUUGUACUCCCUGUAGGUAUUCCGAGUUAACUUACUGGAUUGGAAAGAACGUCUGACUAUAAUCCAGAAGUUAAUAUUAUGUCUCGUUUCUAUCUUCUGGUCUUAUCUGUCUCGAAUCUGGAUUUUUUACGAGAUGUUCCGUGAAUUUGAAGUUUCAUGGAAGAAGUCCGAUGUCAUGUACUCUUAUUGAAGAAGAUUCCAAGUAAUGGAACCGAAUUCAGAUGAUUUUAAUAUAA